GCUCUCCCUCCGCAGUCAGUCACUCAAUAUCACAUUCGCAUGUCGCCGUAUCAGUAUUUUAGGAGCCCCCGCCAAGAGAUGGGGAAACGGAAGCCUCCCUCCCUCGCUCUCGCUCUCUCUCUCUCUCUCUCGUCACUUUUCCUGCUCUCCACGAAGAAAGGGCGAAGAUGUCCCUCAUUCUCGUCUCCUGCAGCGCCGCCCUUCUUCCUUCCCGUGCACCUUCUCUCCGUCAGGCCUUAUCGCCGAGAAAUUGUCUCUCGAUCGAGCGGAGAUCCGCUGGUACAAGCGCGAACAGUGGGUCACUUAGUGGUGUAGAUCUGCGCACCGGGCAUCAAGGUGGCUGGAGUUUCGUUGGCGGAUCCAGAAUCCCAUACCAGCCCAAGGCUUCAGGAUUCGCUCGAAGGAAAACAGUGUUUCGUCCGACUGCGAGUUGGCUUACAAGUGCUCAAAUUGCUAGCCAUGCUUUCACUUGGGGCACAGUUUCUGUUCUUCCCUUCUACACUUUGAUGGUUGUCGCUCCUAAUGCUGCAAUUACUAAAAGAACUAUGGAGAGCAGUCUGCCAUAUGUUGCCCUUGGAGUUCUAUAUGCAUACCUUCUGUAUUUGUCAUGGACUCCAGACACAUUAAGGAUGAUGUUUGCUAGUAAAUAUUGGCUGCCAGAGCUGGCUGGAAUAGCAAGAAUGUUCACCAAUGAAAUUACUGCGUCUUCAGCAUGGAUUCAUUUGUUGGCUAUAGAUCUUUUUGCUGCAAGGCAGGUAUUCCAGGACGGUCUAAAGAACAACGUAGAAACCCGGCAUUCAGUUUCUUUGUGCUUACUCUUCUGUCCCAUUGGAGUUUUUACUCAUUUUGUCACCAAGUUGCUAACCAAGACAGCAAACAAGCCACAUUGACUGCUGAACAAGGACAAGAGCUAGUUUUCCUUUGAUUUAGUGUGAUUUAAAGAAAAGGAACUUUGGUUAUAGAUGCAAUUAGUUGUAGUGCAUCGUCUCUGAAAUUGAUCAGCUCGCACCAAUUCAUUUUAAAAAUAAACCAAAAAAAAAAAAUAUUGUAUCAAAUUGAUAGAUAGAUUUUUCUGCAGAAAUACCAUGUUUCUGCUGACACCAUGAUAGUUACAAACAGAUUGUUAAGCUCAUGGGGAGGGGAACAACAAACUUGAAGACUCUUUGUUCCCUCCAAAACUAUUAA
Messenger RNA from Zingiber officinale, 1185 nucleotides. RefSeq names its product protein MAO HUZI 4, chloroplastic-like. The record is from RefSeq and is a predicted model, not a curated record. The transcript has 6 exons. NCBI's taxonomy places the organism in Eukaryota, Viridiplantae, Streptophyta, Magnoliopsida, Zingiberales, Zingiberaceae. The coding region runs from base 168 to 890 and encodes 240 amino acids.